Molecule: messenger RNA, 3424 nt
Organism: Oldenlandia corymbosa var. corymbosa
Lineage: Eukaryota; Viridiplantae; Streptophyta; Magnoliopsida; Gentianales; Rubiaceae
Source: the annotation of a GenBank genome assembly
GGGUACGUUUUUCUCCUUUCAUUAACUUUAUCAUCAUCCUUCAUCUGACUUUUUCCUUUUUCUUCAACUUUUUACUCCUAUCUAAAUCUAUUGUGUAACCCCCUUUUUUAGUUUUUACUCCUAUCUAAAUCUAUCGUGUAAUCUACUUUCUUUGAUUACUUGGAAAUGGACUUGUUCUUUUUCGCUAUAUUCAGUAAUUUGCAUGUGUCCUGUCCUCGUUUCUUUUUUUGAUUCUUUCUGGGUCCCGAAUCAGCCCGUUUCGUCGCAUAUCCAGCUAUCGACUGGGGGACUGAAAUUGGGUCGUUGAACUUUUUGAUCGAACAUUCUUGCAUUUGGGAGGAUCUAUUCUAGGCAUUGUUUUGAAGAUUACAAGAAUCCCUAUGGUGGUUGAUUUUUUCCCCCUUUCCGCGCAUUGGGUAUCUCAUAUUAGGAAAUUGAUGUUUGGUAAAAAUUGUUUCUUUUGGCCUUUUGGGGGUUCAACUUUCCGUUUAUGUCCCGUAAAAGAAAAACAUUAAUGUUCACUGCCAAAAGGAAAACAAAAUGGUUUUUGAGAAAAAUUUAACCUUGAAGUUUCUGUGGAAAACAAAUAGUUUGCUUGUUUCUGGAAAUAAAUAUAAGACGAUAAACAUUUCCAUUGUCCAAUGCGAAAUUGCGAAUCCCUCCAUUCUUGUUUCUUCCUCCCCUGGCUCAGAAACUAUGGUCUUUAUCUACUGAUUUAUUUAUGUCAAUAUAGAAAAAGAAGAAGAAAGUUAUGGGCAUUUCCAACAACCGUCUCUUGUCUUUUUCCGCUAAUUUCUCCGACUAGAAAAAGCUUCACUCUGAUCCGCAUUUGGUGCGGCCCGGCCGCUGUUUUUGGUUUACUUAAACAGUAUUUCUCACUUUGGUUCUUACGAGUUCUUCCUUUUUGUUCAAGACGGUGGGAUGUUUGAGUUGGUAGCUAAUUAAAGCUAAUUUUUGUUUGCCUCAACUUUCUCUUCUUUUGGUGUGCCUUUUUCUGGGGGUGCAGAGUUUUGAUUUGAAACGGCACCUUUCCGCUAACAGUGCCUGCUCUGCUGGCGACAGAGUUUUUUUUUUCCCCCAAAAUUUGCUUUUGGAAGAGAGGUUUUGAGGGAAAUUGUAUUUGACCAACUGAUAGCGACGGGUAUCACGUUUGUUUUCUCACAUUCGGAAUACAUUUUUUGGGGCCAGAAAGUACUGUAAUUGAAUGGCAAAUAGUGACACGUUUAUGUUUUCAUUUAUUGAAAAGUUAUGGAGAGGAGAGGUGGUUAUCUUUGGGGGAAGGUGGGGGGAUUUGAGAUUAAUCACUCGAUUUUGUGUUGUCUCUGUUUUUUCCCUUCUAUUUUCUUCGAUGAAAUAAUAGGAUAGCAACCCCAGUAGGUUGUUUUUUUCCUUAGCCCGUGCAGCUGAUGAGAAACCUUCCAAAAACCAAAAGGAGAAUGUUUGAUCAAAUCAUUAAAAUUAACUGGACCAUGGAUCUGCUUUUUUAUGGUUUCGGCUUUAUUUUGCUGUUUAACUUGAUAAUGGGUAUCGCCCAUUUUGUAUUGAACUGUCAGAUUCAAAAUUAUGUGAUUGGACUUCUGUUUUUUGAUUUAUUUUAUGCAAUUACUGUCCUGCUGGACAGUCUCAAUGCAAUUUACACCAAACGUUUGUCUUUAAUGCUGUAUCAUCCCGAGUACACCGGCAGUGAUGUUACUUUUUGGGUCUCCAACCUCAACUUUAAUCUCAACGUGAAUUUGCUGUUGUUAGUCAAUGUCAAUGUGAUAAAGCAUUUAAAGUCUCUGAUGAAUAUGGAGAGUUUGAUCACUAUAAACACACUCUUAUGUAUUUCUAGGAUUUCUUCUUUCGUGCUCAAAUUGCUGAUGGAACUCGUAACCCUUUGCAUGUCUUCUGCAUGUUGAAAUGCCUACUCAUCUGAGGGCUUGAGUUGGUUAGCCUAUUCAUCUUUGAAUGUUUAUAAUCUUCCUAUGGUCUACUUAUGAUAUGCUUUGUUUCAGGGAAUCCUACUUGGAUUGAUUCGAGUCGUGUGAAAAUUCAGUUCUGAAGAUAGCUUGCAAUUGCAUAUUGAUGGGCUGCUUCCACUCUAAAAACCAUAAGAAAGUUCCUGGUUAUGAGGAGCCUUCUGUUCUUGCUGCUGAGACACCCUGUGAGUAUGCCUUUUGUUCCUCAAUUGCUGCUGAAACAGCUUUUACAGUGAGCGAAGUAGAGGCAUUAUAUGAGCUGUUUAAGAAAAUCAGCAGCUCCAUAAUUGACGAUGGUCUCAUCCACAAGGAAGAAUUUCAGCUUGCACUCUUCAGGAACAAAAACAGGAAGAAUCUGUUUCUUGAUCGGAUAUUUGAUCUCUUUGAUGUGAAGCGCAACGGAGUUAUUGAAUUUGGCGAAUUUGUCAGGUCUCUGGGUGUGUUUCACCCAAAUGCUCCAACUGCGGACAAAGUUACAUUUGCAUUUAAAUUGUAUGAUUUACGGCAAACUGGUUUUAUUGAAAGAGAAGAGUUACAGGAGAUGGUAUUGGCGCUCCUGCAUGAAUCGGAUCUUAUACUUUCGAAUGAUGUUGUUGAUAUGAUUGUGGAUAAGACAUUUAAAGAUGCAGACAUAAAAGGUGACGGAAGGAUUGAUCAAGACGAGUGGAAAGAAUUUGUUUCAAAGUAUCCUUCACUUAUGAAGAAUAUGACUCUUCCAUACCUUAAGGAUAUAACUUUGUCAUUUCCCAGCUUUGUGGUAACCUCUGAAGUUGAAGAUUGGGAUAUAUAGAAUGACAGUGAAACUACUACUCAAAAUCUACUAGGUAGGUACAUACUCUAACAGGCAAACCACUGCAGCCGACUUUUAGUUUCGCACUGAUGGCUCUGGGGAGCAAUACUAGCACGAUGAAUCUCAUUUAGAGAGAGUACUACAAUUACGAACCCCGGUUCUGGCCUGCUGGUUUCAGACACAAUCGACGAGUUGUACAGAUAUCUGAAGAUUAACCAUGGCGUACAUUAUAUAUAGUUUAGCCAUGGCAGAGGAGGCUUUCAUUGCACCAGCAUAACCUUUUUCAGCCGGGGAAAGCCAAGCAUCUAGAGGAAGAUGAGCCGGUCCGCACUUUACAGGGAAGGGAAGGACUAUGUGGUGCGAAUAACAACUUCCGGCUUAAUCUGGUUGGACUUUAGGCUCCAACUCCCAAGUUAGUAAAAUUAGAAAUUACUACUACUUCCCUGCCAGAAAAGUACUCCACUUUUUUUUUUUUUUUGAAUUGUUGAGUUAGAACGGUACAAAAACUGUAGACUAUCAAACUGAGUCGAAAGGAAGUAUGUUUUCCUUCUUUUCUGAAAUGGAUGUAACUUGUAAGCGCAGAAUGGAUCCAUCCAUGAAUCAAUGAUGACAAUUUGAGACAUAUCUAUUGAGUUCGAACAACAUUCUUACAAACUACACGGUUUGACUUUCGGAU